Anisakis simplex (herring worm) is the source of this 453-nucleotide messenger RNA. Lineage: Eukaryota; Metazoa; Nematoda; Chromadorea; Rhabditida; Anisakidae. The record is from the annotation of a GenBank genome assembly.
AUGUUUGUUGAUUGUCUUCCAGGACGUGUUGCAACUUUAAUAGAGGAUCAGCAAUCGUAUGCAUGUGGACUGGUGUUCAAAGUGACCGGACGUGAUCAGAUCAAAGCAGCACUGGAACAUCUUCACGAGCGUGAAAUACUCAAUGGCUACGAGUACUGCAUCAUUCCAGUCGAAGUGAAUACACGUGAAGGUGAAUGCACAACAACGAAACGAAUAAAUGCGUUGACGUGUAUUGCGAAUGCAGACAAUGAAUUUUAUUUGGGACCAACUUCAGUGGAUGAGAUCGGUGAGCAAAUUGCGAACGCAAAAGGAUGUGCUGGCCCGAAUUCGGAUUAUCUCUUCAAGUUGGCCGAUGAAAUCCGGAAUUUGUUUCCUGAUUAUUCAGAUCAACAUCUCUUCGAACUUCAAGCUUCUGUUAUGCAACGACGGCAACAACAACCGCUUCUCUGCUGA